Molecule: messenger RNA, 657 nt
Organism: Symbiodinium sp. CCMP2456
Lineage: Eukaryota; Dinophyceae; Suessiales; Symbiodiniaceae
Source: the annotation of a GenBank genome assembly
AUGCACGGUGGAAGACCUCCGCAUUCGACUCGUCAACAGAUCAAAGAGCUCGACCGGAAGCUCUCGGAGCCUCAAGAGGAGUCCGUGUCAGAGGAGGCUGGUGCCAGGAGCCAGGCCAACCAGAACGAGACACUUCCCCGGAUAGAAGGUGAUAACUAUUCCCUCGCAAGCGAGCCAGAGAGAGGUGAUGCAAUGAGCACUGUGAAUGCUUGUCUGGAAAGCUCCUACUCAUUGAAGCAGGCUGUGAAGGACGAGGCCAUUGAUCCGAUGGAGAUGAAAGCCAUCCUAACACGCCUCGGGCGCUGCGCAAGCCAAGGCUCGACGCUCAUGAAGCGCAUCUUCGUUGACCAGGACGCGCCUUUUACCUUUCACGGCCAGAUGGCGGGUGAGGACAAGGACAAGAAACUGGCUUUGAGGCCAUGGGCAGAGGCUGAUGAGGCUUGCUUGCCGGCAGCCGAGAGGGCUGCUGGGGCUUCGUCUCCGGAUGAUGCCGGACAUCUGUUGACAGAGGCUGGCCACUGCCUGAGCGCGAUUGGCAGAGCCAUUGUGAUGACUCCAGUGCGCCAGGGCGGAGUUUCUGUUUGGAUGACGGUACCGCUGUUUGCUCCAAUCCGCCAGCAAUCAGAGGCAAGGCCUCGUUGUGGGAGCUUCCUGUGA